Molecule: messenger RNA, 1434 nt
Organism: Pochonia chlamydosporia 170
Lineage: Eukaryota; Fungi; Ascomycota; Sordariomycetes; Hypocreales; Clavicipitaceae
Product: protein-tyrosine phosphatase 2
Exons: 2
Coding region: 1-1434 (477 amino acids)
Biological process (GO): protein dephosphorylation
Molecular function (GO): protein tyrosine phosphatase activity
Source: RefSeq, a predicted model, not a curated record
AUGGAUAAAUUGCCCCGACUAGGACGCAAACCGAAACCCCCCGCCAUCGAGACGUCUGUCGAUCGCACAAGCAGCGACACCGGCGACAGCACCUUCAGCACCGAAAUCACAGCGCAGCCGCCGCCACAAAAGAACUCCAUGAGGAAAUCGCCUUUGCGAAACCUCAAGCUACGUGUCACUGCGAAGCGCGCAAGAACACACUCUCCCGCUGCGCUGCCAUCCAGCUCGCCCGUCGUCGCCGUCUUCAAGCAGGAUGGCAUAACACCACGGACAGCCAUGGAGGAGAGCCCUUCUGCCCUUGGGUCUUCGCGACCGGUUAUGCCGGCUUUUCUGGCCGCCCCUAUGCAAAAUGUCGACGCCAAGUUUCUGGAACUGACGUGGGCCGAGCGCAACCGAGUUGCCCAAGGCACGCGACCUGACGCUACCUCCGAUUCUCAAUGGAGCUCGUUUAAGCAGACCGACGGCGCUUCGAGGGGAGUAAUGGAUCGAUAUGUAAACAUCAAGCCGUGGAAUCACAACCGUGUAAAGCUCAAGGUUGCUGAAGAUGAAUUCGACUAUGUGAAUGCGUCGACCAUAAGCCUCGAUCCCUUAGGCGACAAGUCUCUACCACCCCUGCGAUAUAUUGCCAUGCAGGGCCCAACGGAGCCAUCGAUUGAUUGCGUUUGGAGAAUGGUUGCCGAGCAAACGUCAUCCCCAGCAGUCAUUGUCCAGCUUACAAGCAUGGAAGAAGGCGGCAUGACCAAAUGCAACCAGUACUUCCCUGCUAAUGCGGAGGAGCCAACUUGGGACCUGAACGAGGAUAAUGUUUGGAAUGACAACUGGAAAGCGCGGCUUACGUACGACUCAUUUGAAGACCUCGCGGAUGGCGCCAUCGAGAAGCGAAAACUCCUACUCCACGUCCAAGGAGAAGCUGAACCACGGGUUGUGUGGCACUUAUUGUACACCCGCUGGCCAGAUUACGGUGUUCCCUUAGUUCAAGACAUGGACAGCUUCUUUGAGUUGAUGCCCAUCUCACGCGAACUUAGCAAGCCGUCCAAUCCGCGAAUCAUUCACUGCAGCGCUGGUGUUGGGCGCACGGGGACUUUCAUUUCUCUGGAACACCUUAUGCGGGAGCUAGACGAAGGCACGUUGGAGGCCAACAGUGCAAAAGCCAAGAACAUACCCGACCCUAUCUACCAUACGGUCGAUACGCUCAGGCAACAGCGCCGCUGCAUGGUUCAAUCCGACUCUCAAUAUCGCUUCCUGCACGACGUGAUGAGGAAGCUGUGGCAGGAUAAGUACGGCAUUGCAUUGGACGGACACGACGCCGAUGGUACAGGGAACAGCGAGCCAGCGCCCAAGAGGCUAGAAGUCGCGGAUCCCUUGUCCGAAACUGACGAUUCCAACUCUGUGGGGGAAACGGGGCCGGGUGGUGCAGCGACGAAGCAACUUUGA